Molecule: messenger RNA, 814 nt
Organism: Aspergillus novofumigatus IBT 16806
Lineage: Eukaryota; Fungi; Ascomycota; Eurotiomycetes; Eurotiales; Aspergillaceae
Exons: 4
Coding region: 62-784 (240 amino acids)
Source: RefSeq, a predicted model, not a curated record
UCUUCACCCUCGCAUCGUCAAAUAUCUUGGCCGUUUCCCUGUGGGAUAUCUGCUGGAGAAGAUGGAUCCCGGCCCACUGGGCGCUACGACUCUGCCACUUCUGACCACCUUUCCUGCGUCGCGCACGUCUUUCGAUGACAUGGACUUCCCCGACAAUGGAGACAGAGAGCCCCUCCUCCUGCUAUACUACCGCUGGACAUUGCAAUCGCUCGCCAUGCUAGCCUUCCUGCAUGAACACGGCUCGAGCACGAUAUGGAUACGCGAUGAUCUCUCGAUUGCACUAUCAGGAUUUGUGAACGCCACCAUCCCGACAGAUGAAUGGCCCUACUCUCCCGGCGGGACGAGAUACGAAACAGAGAUCUACUACCCAACCAAUCCUGACAGUGGGCACCCCGAGCUCAGUCCGAAGAUCGAUCUCUCGGAUUGGGCGACCUUUGUCUGGCAAUUAAUGCGAAAGGAUGCGUCCAGUCAUAGAGCGAAGAGGUGGGUGAUGCCUACUGAUCCAUUGGAUCCGACAGAGAUGUCCGGGAAGGUGAAUGCAUGGGAGUACCAUAAGCAACGGCUGAAGGAGGGCAAGCUACAGCUCUUAGAAGAGGAGCGAUUGGGGGAAUAUGAAAAUGCUCGAGAGAUCCUGCAAGAGGUAAGAUCGUAUCUCCAGCAGAUUGGGAUUCGGAUGGAUGGAGAGGAUGAGGUUCUUCUGGAUGAUAGGCGAAAGUGGGAGGAUGUAUUCACAGUAGUCCAGACAGAUGGCGCCCGCUGGGGUCGAGAGAUUAGAUAUAAAUGAUAUCUAUGGGUCCAUCGCUUGAAUACCCAG